Alosa alosa (allis shad) is the source of this 2921-nucleotide messenger RNA. It is a transcript of the gene cdk5rap3, whose product is annotated as CDK5 regulatory subunit associated protein 3. Lineage: Eukaryota; Metazoa; Chordata; Actinopteri; Clupeiformes; Clupeidae. The coding region runs from base 122 to 1642 and encodes 506 amino acids. Gene Ontology annotation, cellular component: endomembrane system. The transcript has 14 exons. The record is from RefSeq and is a predicted model, not a curated record. Gene Ontology annotation, biological process: regulation of cyclin-dependent protein serine/threonine kinase activity; regulation of mitotic cell cycle.
GUAAACAUCACAGUUUAGCAUGGAGGCGUACUGUAACCACUGAGGCUAACGUGGUUAAAAUUGGAAAUGUUGCCACGCUGUUGUUUUGAAUUAUAAAGAAUUUUAUGCCAUUGAAGACACAAUGGAGAAAAAUAUACAGAAUCUGCCUAUCGACAUCCAAAACAGUAAACUUCUGGACUGGUUGGUUGACCGGAGACACUGCACAUUGAAAUGGCAAAGUGCCAUGUUAGAGAUCCGAGAGAAGAUCAACGCAGCCAUUCAAGAUAUGCCAGAGAAUGAGGAGAUUAAACAGCUUCUGUCGGGAUCCCACAUCCAUUACUUUAACUGCCUAAGGAUAGUGGAAAUUCUGAAAGGAACCGAGGCAUCCUCCAAGAACAUUUUUGGCAGAUAUUCAUCUCAGAGGAUGAAGGACUGGCAAGAAAUCGUGUCCUUGUAUGAAAAAGACAAUGCUUACUUGGCGGAAGUGGCUAGCCUGAUGGUGCGUAGUGUGAGCUAUGAGGGCCCUGCCCUGAGGAAGCAGGUGACCAAAGCCCAGCAGCUCCAGCAGGAGCUGAGCCGCCGCGAGGUGGAGUGCCAGAACUCAGCCGCCGUCAUGAGGGAGCAGUACUAUGCUGCCUGCAAGCAGUACGGCAUCACGGGGGAUAAUGUGGCCAGGGAGCUCCAGUCUCUGGUGACGGACCUGCCCACCACUCUGGGGGAAAUUGGGAAGGACGCCGCCUGUCUGGGCGAGCUCAUCCAGCUGUACACGGCCUUCGCACAGUUUGUCUCGGACUGGCAGGAGCCAGUUCUGCCCAUGCUACAGUUUAUUCAGCAGAAGGGCAACACGACAGUGUACGAGUGGAGGACGGGGAAGGAGCCAACAGUCAUCGAGAGGCCUGUGGUGGAGGAGGCUCCGCCGGACACAGUCACAGAGGAAGUGAUUGAUUGGGGUGACCUAGGUGCAGGAACAGACUCGGCCGAUGUGAACUUUGGGAUCACUGUGGAGGACGGAGUGGACUGGGGCAUCAGUCUGGAUCCUGGGGUAGAGGAAUCUGGUGCGGAUGGGAUUGACUGGGGAGAGAGUGCCGCUGUCCCUGUAGAGAUUGAAGUUGUCGACGCAGGAACAGACUGUCCAGAGGGCGUGGCGAGGGGUGAAGAUGCGUUGACUCUUCUAGAAACCCCACACACACGCAGCCAGUUCAUUGAUGAGCUGAAGGAGGUGGAGUUGUUCCUGGUCCAGCGUCUGAGCGAGAUGAGUGUGGAGGGCGACGUGGUUUCCAUGAGCCAGUUCCAGCUAGCGCCCUCGGUCAUCCAGGCGCAGACAGCGUUGCGCGUGGCGGCCAUGCUGGCCGAGGUGCGCUCUCUGGUGGAGCGCCUGACCUCGCUGCGCAUGCAGCACCUCUUCAUGAUCCAGGCCUCGCCGCGGUAUGUGGAGCGUGUGUCGGAGAUGCUGCGUCAGAAGCUGAAGCAGGCGGACAUCCUGCUGCUGAAGCGGACGAACCUGGCCGAGAAGAGGCAGGAGGCUCUGGAGGAGCAGGCCAAACUGGAGCCCCGCGUCGACCUGCUGGCGGCACGCAUCCAGGAGCUACGCAAACUGAUUGAAGCAGACAUUUCAAAGCGCUACAACAACAGGCCAGUUAACCUGAUGGGUGUCAAUAUUUGACCAGAGACGGUGUUAUUUCAUAUUAAUAAAUAUUUUAUUUGAUGACCAGACUUGUGCAAUGAUCUCCUCUUAAAAACAGGUCGUUAGCCAACAGAGGAAGAGGAGGGAGACUGAUAAUGAUUUCACUGUAUUAAAGCCCCUUUCAAUGGUGAUGAAGGCCAAUCGUGAACCUUCAGCACCAAUGCAUUUUGCAUGGUUGCUUUAAAACACUGUUAAAAAAUGUAAUCAAUGAUCAACCCUUAAAUUACAAGAGAUGCAUUUAUAGAUGACAUCUAUAGAUGUCUAAUUUGUAGCCAGCAACAUGGGUGCCUCUCAUAACAGCUCUCUCUCCCCUUUGUGUGGGUGAGAAUGCAACUGAACUCUUUCUGGCUGGAUUGUGUGGAUGUCGGAUGGUUGUGUGGGGGCAUGUAGUGCCCCACUCUCAGUCCCAUGGCUUCUGUUCUCAUUCAUGCCAUGACUCCUCAUCAAGGCGCAGUGCUCGAAUGACAUGCCUCAUUACCGGUCACGUCGCGUGGUCUCGCCGCGGCCACAGCGGAGCUGGGCACACCAGUGCCUCCCGGCGGGCGAUGACGAUGACUCCACGUAGAUAGAGCAGCGCUCUCACCUCGCUUACACACACACACACAGACUCUUACGCAUACAUACAAACACACACACACAACCUGAUACACAGUGGAGCACAGAGCCUUAACUGUAUGUAUCAGUUGGAAAAGGGCUGUGGUUUAGAUGCAUAAGAUUGCGCUCUGAUGAAAAUCUUAAGGUCAUCACACACUGAAUGGUCUUUACGGAGUUGUUCUCCUCAGAGCGCAUGUCAUGCCAUGUAACCCAGGUUAGGUUCUACUCGGAAUCUCCGUGCACACAAGCCACAAGCAAUUUGUAGUAAAACGUUUCCAUCAUUGGCUGAAUAGAUGGUGAUGAUUAUGUGAAAUUGUAGUACUAAACUGGAGAUAUCUUGUGUGAAAUUAGUCUAAUUUAAUGCCGUUUGUAAUUGAUAAUUGUGAGUAAACGUAUUUUUCUAAUCCUCUAUUGAAAUGUUAAGUUUGCUUUUCCUCGUCAUUUGGCAUUGAUCUUCAGUGUAACCCAUUUUGAUAAGACACUUUCUCUGUCUCUCUCUUUCACACACACACACACAAUGAUAUGUGUGUACAUCUUAUCUCUACAUAUAGAUCUCUGUGUUUAAUUAACGUAAUUUCUCAGCCUUGAUCUGUGACUAACUGUUUCUCUUCUUUCAAAAACGCAAUAAAUCGGUAUGGCCCAACAGCCAACCAUUUUAAAGUGA